CCACGUACAUCUCCCUCCGCCCAAUCCAUGUCCUACCUGAGCUGAGCUGAGCUCUGUCCAUGGCCUCACUCGCCACUUAAUCGCCCUCUCUCCAUCCGAACAAGCUCUCGGACAGCACCGGUGACCGUAAGAGGAUCAGGGGAGAAGAAUUUGAGCUCUGAUCGAAAGAGACGAGCUGCUAGGAUGGGUUCGGAGACGUUUCUUGAGAUCCUGCUGGCCAUCCUGCUGCCGCCGCUCGGCGUCUUCCUCCGCUUCGGCAUCGGCGUGGAGUUCUGGAUCUGCUUGCUGCUCACCCUGCUGGGCUACAUCCCCGGCAUCAUCUACGCCGUCUUCGUCCUGGUUGCAUAGUCUUAUUAGUUCACAGUUCAGGCUAGCUUGUUUGUUUCCGUAAAUUCGAGCUUCAGUUAGUUGGUUUGCUCUCUGCCUGGAUAAGAUACCCCGCCUUGCUUGAUGUACUCAAUGGAUGUUAUUUAGUCACUGCAUGUUUUUGUGAAAGGUUCGUACGUCCCAUGCCAUGAAUAAAACCAGCUAGCUCAUGUUUUUGUAGUUGUGGGGUUUCUGAUUUGCCAUCGAUCAGCGCAGUCGAUCGCGUCUCGCUCCUCUUAUGUAUUAGAGGCUGGGAGAAAAAAAAAGUGAUGCCGGAGC
Messenger RNA from Lolium perenne, 645 nucleotides. Its product is annotated as low temperature-induced protein lt101.2-like. The record is from RefSeq and is a predicted model, not a curated record. Gene Ontology annotation, cellular component: membrane. NCBI's taxonomy places the organism in Eukaryota, Viridiplantae, Streptophyta, Magnoliopsida, Poales, Poaceae.